CUAGGCAUGCAGACUGCUUCUACAAACAUUUGUGAAAGAAUGGGUCACUCUCCUGAGCAUAGUGAAUUCAAGCAUGGUACUGUGAUAGAUUGCCACCUGUGCAAUAAUUCCAUCCGUAAAAUUCCCUUGCCAGUAAAUAUUCCAUGGUCAACUGUUGGUGGUAUUAUAACAAAGUGGAAGCAACUCAGCCACGAAGUGCCGCCACUGGACGCUAGAGCAGUGAAGAUGGGUUCUCUCGAGUAACAAAUAAUGCUUCUCUGUCUGGCAAUCCAAUGGAUGUGUAUGGGUUUGGUGGCUGCCAGGAGAACGGUAGUGCCUGACUGCAUUGUGCCAAGUGUAA
This is a messenger RNA of Staurois parvus, 340 nucleotides long. Lineage: Eukaryota; Metazoa; Chordata; Amphibia; Anura; Ranidae. The record is from the annotation of a GenBank genome assembly.